AUGAUCAUCUUCGACUUCGACGGCACUCUGAUGCACACCAUGGACGCCAUCAAGGAAACCUGGGCACACGCCUUGCAAGCCCUCCUCCCCGACUUCGACCCCUCGGCCAGCGAGAAGGACCUCCAGCGCCUGAUAUCCUCCGGCGCCGCAGCCCGCGUGACGUUUGAUACCCUCUGGCCAGCUCAACACCGCGACAAGCUAAACAUCGAGGACUGCAUAAAGGUCUUUCGCGAGAUAUACGUACAGCACGGGCUACCCCUCCAGAAGGCUUUCCCGCGUGCGAGGGAAGUCCUCCUGGCCAUCGCGUCGCGCAACAUCCCAAUGGCCAUCGUGAGCAACAAGGGCGUCGAGAUGAUCAAGACAACAAUGAAACAGCACGGUUUGGACGGUAUCAUCCCGGAUGAGUACAUCAUCGGCGAUCCGCUCUACGGUGAGAAGAGGAAGCCGCAUCCGGCAUCCUAUACGGAGCUCCUUGCGUCGAGGUUUCGGGCUAGGACUGGCGAGGACCUUCUGGCGGCCGAAGGCGAUGUUAUCAUGGUUGGUGAUACUAUUUCUGAUAUCAAGUUCGCGAGGAACAUUGGGGCCAGGGUAUGUUGGUGCUCGUUUGGGGACGGAAACAAGGAGGAGUGUCCAGCGCUGGAGCCGGAUUUCACGAUUACGACUCUGGCUGAUUUGAUUGGAGUGAUUGAUGCGCUUUCUUAUUCGGAGAAUACUGGGAGUGUUGUUAAAGCUGUUUGUGCGUCGAUCGAAACGGGGGCUUGA
This is a messenger RNA of Aspergillus versicolor CBS 583.65, 762 nucleotides long. RefSeq names its product HAD family hydrolase. Gene Ontology annotation, molecular function: phosphoglycolate phosphatase activity. Bases 1 to 762 code for a protein of 253 amino acids. The transcript has a single exon. NCBI's taxonomy places the organism in Eukaryota, Fungi, Ascomycota, Eurotiomycetes, Eurotiales, Aspergillaceae. The record is from RefSeq and is a predicted model, not a curated record. Gene Ontology annotation, biological process: dephosphorylation; DNA repair.